GAUAAGCUGAAGGUAUGACUUCAAGCUAGCUAUAUUAGUAAACGUGUAGGUUUAUCUAUUGUCCGUUUAUGGCAUUAAUUUCAGUCGUUUUACAACUCUUUCAAAAUAUGUUUCGAUAUUGAAAAAGUCUCUUUUAAAAUUUUUUUCUACGCUGUUCAAUACGAAUAGCCAAAAGAAGUAUUUGCGGCAUGUUAUGCUUCAUUGCUUUAAGAAAGGUAAUAGUGUAAAGGACACCGCAGAUGAAAUUUGCACCGUUUAUGGGAAUGAUACUAUGACUAUUAGAAUUGUCUGCAAUUACUUUAAGAAAUUUAGAGCUGGAAAUUUUGAUUUGAAAAAGAUGAAGACCGCAGCUGCCGCUCAGGAACGACGGAUACGGACCUCAUCAAGAAUAUGCUCGCUGAAAAUCCGCGAGAUAGUGGAUGCCACUAACAUUCCCAAGACAACGCAAUAUGAAAAAAAUCCUUUUUUAAAGAUGCUCGUCACUGGAGACGAGAUUUGGAUUUUAUAUCAAAAUGUGCAUUGAAAAUGCACAUUGGUCUAAGGAAAAUCGACCUUCAACCAUAAUGAAGCCAGGAUUUCAUCCAAAAAAAGUUCUUUUAUGGAUUUGCUGGAACUGGAAAGGUGUAGUAUAUUAGAUAGUUUCUUUCACAAGGUGAAACGAUCGUUUCUGUAAAAUAUUGCAAUCAACUCGAUAAAUUGAAAGCCGCCAUAGCCGAAAAAUGGCCACAAUUGGUGAACCGACGAGGAAAGCGAAAUAAAAACGCACCUCGAUGAAUAUUUUGCAAGUAAGUCUCGACAAUUUUGAAAAAAGGUAAUAAUUAGGUUUCCUGAGAGAUGGAAGAAGGUAACAGAGCAGAACAAUUCAUAUAUAACAGAGUAAAUCAACCUUAAAUAACAAAUAUUGUCUAUUGAUUUCGUAAAAAAAAAAAAAAAAAAAAAAAAAACUUAUGGGACACCC
This is a messenger RNA of Vespa velutina, 958 nucleotides long. RefSeq lists its product as uncharacterized. The record is from RefSeq and is a predicted model, not a curated record. Bases 194 to 523 code for a protein of 109 amino acids. The transcript has 2 exons. NCBI's taxonomy places the organism in Eukaryota, Metazoa, Arthropoda, Insecta, Hymenoptera, Vespidae.